Messenger RNA from Diabrotica balteata, 900 nucleotides. The record is from the annotation of a GenBank genome assembly. Lineage: Eukaryota; Metazoa; Arthropoda; Insecta; Coleoptera; Chrysomelidae.
AUGAAUCAGUUUUUAGAGUGCGACAAGCAAGUAUCUCCAAGAGUCUACGACUUCGCUCAAAUUAAGCAGGAAGCCGAUAGCACGUCCCCAUUACUGACGCCACCACAUACUCCUACAUAUUGCACAAUGUCUCCACCAUUACUAAACCUUCCAUACCACCAAAAUUGGUACCGGUCUGAGCCCAUUGAACCGGCGUUUUCAACAGUGCACUCGUAUAACGCAGUGUUCAUGAACCAUUGGUUCAGAAAUGCAGCGAUGUACCACGGUAGAGACCAAUUCCAAGAUAUGAACAUACCAAACAGACCACCAGCUGGACCAAAAACUUUAGGCACGAGACCGAAGAAGCAGUUUAUUUGUAAAUACUGCAACAGGCAGUUUACCAAAAGUUAUAAUUUGUUGAUUCACGAAAGGACCCACACAGACGAACGGCCCUAUUCUUGUGAUAUUUGCGGGAAAGCGUUUAGAAGGCAGGACCAUCUUAGAGACCACAGAUAUAUCCACAGCAAAGAAAAACCAUUCAAAUGCAACGAAUGCGGCAAAGGCUUCUGCCAGUCACGAACGCUAGCCGUACAUAAAAUACUCCACAUGGAAGAAUCGCCACACAAAUGCCCAGUAUGUGCCAAAUCCUUCAACCAAAGAUCCAACCUCAAAACGCACAUGUUGACCCACACGGACCGACCUGUGGAAUGUAUGCUGUGUUCACAAUUUUUCGUAAGUUUCACAGACCUCAAAAAUCACGAGAUAUCCCAUUGUCAAGGGAAAUCUUACGACUUGCAAAUUCCUAGUUUAGUUACUGCUACUACUUCUUGUUUAGAUUUAACUAAGAAAAAAGUUAGUGAAGAUAGUGUAAAAACUACUGUUAAGUUAGGGUUUUCAAUUGAUGAUAUUAUGAAAAGAUAA